UCUCCCGCUGUUCAACUUUCCCGCUACUUUUCUUGGUGGCUCAGGCUCAGCUUUAGGCUUUAGCCCAAUGAAAGUGGAAACAUUAUCCCUCGGAAAGUAAACAUUUUCCUGCAGAUUCUCUCGCAUUUUCCUACAGCCGGUCCCCGACCAUAUGAACUGCCGAGAGGUCGCUCUGGUCUCGACGGCCACUAUCUUCGGUGCUUUCGCCUCUGCUUUUGUUUAUCAUACAUUCUUCUCAAACCCUAGGAAACACUCCUCUCGAAUCAAUUCGUCCAAAAACGGCGACGUUUCAGAGAAACGCUCCUCUAAGGACCCUUUCGAUCCAUCCAAACGCAAAGGAUAUUUGUCAUGGGAUGAUUAUUUUAUGGCAAUUGCAUUUUUAUCUGCUGAGCGGUCCAAAGACCCAAACAGGCAGGUUGGUGCAUGCUUGGUGAGCCAAAAUGGUAUAAUACUUGGGAUUGGCUACAAUGGGUUUCCAAGAGGUUGUUCUGAUGACCAACUUCCAUGGGCAAAGCUGUCCAAAUCUGGGGAUCCACUGGAGACAAAGUAUCCGUAUGUUUGUCAUGCUGAAGUCAAUGCUAUCCUGAAUACGAAUCAUGCAACUGCGGCCGGACAGAGGCUUUAUGUGACCAUGUUUCCUUGCAAUGAAUGUGCAAAGAUAAUAAUUCAGUCAGGUGUCUCGGAAGUCGUAUAUUUUGUAGAAAAGAGACUGAAUACAGACACUGCAUAUGUUGCUUCGCACAAGCUGCUAAAAAUGGCUGGUGUUAAGGUUAGAAAGCAUCAACCACAAAUGGACCAAAUUUUACUUAAGUUCAAAGAGCCCUAGACUUAGAUUCUUGUACCAGUUUUCAUUUUGACAAAAAAGAGAAUAUCUUGUCAGCUCUGUUAUAUCUUGCAAAGUGGACUGACGAGAUGUCCAGUUGUACACUGUACCAUGUCCCCUAUUGU
Durio zibethinus is the source of this 948-nucleotide messenger RNA. Its product is annotated as Cytidine/deoxycytidylate deaminase family protein. Lineage: Eukaryota; Viridiplantae; Streptophyta; Magnoliopsida; Malvales; Malvaceae. The record is from RefSeq and is a predicted model, not a curated record. Gene Ontology annotation, cellular component: cytoplasm. Gene Ontology annotation, molecular function: zinc ion binding; dCMP deaminase activity.